CACACCAGCAGGUGGCGCUGCAGAGGACACAGCGUUUAACUUCCUGCCAAUUCACAUUCAACAACAAAUCAGAGCGCAGCUCGACCAAUGCUAUGCAAGUGAGUCAGAAACUGCAGCUGGGAUUCUUAUAGUAACACAAAUAAUUAACAAUGGCUGAAGUCGAGGAGACGCUGAAGAGAAUCCAGAGUCAGAAAGGAGUGCAAGGAAUAAUCAUCGUCAACUCCGAGGGCAUUCCUAUUAAAACCACUCUGGAUAACGCGAGUACAGUGCAGUACGCAGGCCUCAUCCACCAGCUAGUGAUGAAAGCACGGAGUACAGUGAGGGACAUUGACCCACAGAAUGACCUCACUUUCCUCAGGGUUCGCUCCAAGAAGAAUGAGAUUAUGAUUGCUCCAGAUAAGGACUAUUUCCUGAUAGUCAUUCAGAACCCCACGGAGUAAAGAUGCUGUUUUCUGUAUACUUUUUUAUUUAAACAAUUUUUCUGCAGAAAAAUGAAUUUUGUUCAUGUAGUAGUUAUGUAAGUGUACAGCUAACGUCAUAUAAUCUGACACUAAUAGGCAAUAUGGUCUCUGUCAACAUUAGUGACAUGCAGGGUGCACUGAUGUUCUGUUAUUCCUUAUCAUUCCAGUAUUUCUUUUUUCCUAAAUUGUUUAAUCCACUUAAUUUAUUGUUCUUUUAUUUGCUUUUUAUGCCAAUGCUCAAACAAUUUCUCACCAUAAAGAUAAAAGAGGAGCUAAAUGUCGAAGGUUUCUCUAUCUGUCAUGAGCAACAAUAAAACCCACAGUGUGAAAAAA
Molecule: messenger RNA, 794 nt
Organism: Pangasianodon hypophthalmus (striped catfish)
Lineage: Eukaryota; Metazoa; Chordata; Actinopteri; Siluriformes; Pangasiidae
Gene: dynlrb1
Product: dynein, light chain, roadblock-type 1
Exons: 4
Coding region: 150-440 (96 amino acids)
Biological process (GO): microtubule-based movement
Cellular component (GO): centrosome; cytoplasm; cytoplasmic dynein complex
Molecular function (GO): dynein intermediate chain binding
Source: RefSeq, a predicted model, not a curated record